AUCACUAGUCCACCUCGCAGUCUCCGAGGCCUCUUCUAAGGGAGCUGUCUGUUUUGGUUGUAGCGCAAUGGAGCCUCCACGGGGCCCGAGGAAGCCUCUGUCCUGGAGGAGAGCCAAGUCUCUGGACAGGCUACAGAACGCCCAGAAGGAGUCAGAGUCGUGGGACUGCCCGGGCCCUUCCCCGCCCACUGGCCCCUUCAGGGAAGGUCUUUGUCGGGCGGCCAGUGAUGGGACCAGAUGUCUCAAGAGUCCAGUUCAGUCUGCGGAGGCUCAGGACACCACGGCUGCCGCCCCCAGCCCAGAGGAGACCAAGGACCUUCUCAGCGAGCAGAGGCCUCUGCAGGAUGCCAAGAAGGACAAGGCCCAGUGGCAGGCCCCGCAGGGGUGGCUGAGGUUUGUGGUGAACUUAUUCUUCAGGACAGGCCCUGAGGAGCCCAAGGAAAAGACCAACAAGAAGGCAAAGGGGAAGGAGGGGUCCCCCGAGCCCGCAGAAACCCCCGAGAGCCCGGGCGAGCCAACUCCCAGGAAGAAGCCCCACAGCAAGAAGGCCAGCCGCAGGAAACACAGUCAAAGGAAACACGGCGCGGAGGAGGCCAAGGGGGCCCGAGAUCAGGAGGCCGAAGGCCAAGAGGCCAAGGCGGCUGAGGCCUCACGUGGUGAGGGGGCUGACCUGGGCCCAGCAGCCAGGGGUGGAGAAGACUCUGAUCUCCACCAGUUCUUGCUCCUUGAAGGUGGGGGUACUGGAGUCUGGAAAGUUUCUUUCCAAGCCAUAGGUCAUCAGCAGGAAGAGCAGCUCAGAAAGCCAGACGAUAUCAUCAUCCAGAAGAUAGUGCAGCUGCUCCAAAAAGUGGGCGACCAGUGGGAGGAAGAGCAGCAUCAAGCCCUUCCUUCUGCGGUGACCCGAAGAAACGCAGGACCGGCUGUCAAGAAGAAAUCCCAAGAGAAAAUGUCUAGCCUCAAGAGAGCCUUUUCUUUUAAGAAAUACGGCUCCGGCUCCGAGGAACCCAAGAGAGCAGGGACCGCCCAUGUUUCCAGCCCAGAGUCCCGGCCGCCCAGAAGGCCCAACUUUCUGCCCCUGUGUGUGGGCGGCCACCGGCCCUCCAGCUCCAGCCUCUCCGGUGUGGAAGAACCUGAAGUCCAAGAGGCUCCACCUACAGAUGGAGGAGAGCCAAGUCCCUUUGAGCUUUGCACCCCAGCAGAAAGUGGGGGAGCCGACGAGGACCUGCAGCAGGACAGAGCCGCAGAGUUCAAAGAAUUCAUCCAGAAGAUCAUUGCCCUACUCCAAGAUGCAGAAGAGCAGUGCGGAGACAAGCAACUUCAAGUCCAGGAGCCAGAGGUGGCUGUAGAAAACUUGGCCCCAGCCUGCAGGAAGAAAAGCCAAGAGAGAAAGUCCAACUUCAGAAAAGCCUUCUAUAAAAAACACAGCUCCAAAGACCCCAAGAGGGUGGGGGCUGCAGGUGCUGCCAGCCCAGACUCCCGGCCACCCAGGAAGCCCAGCUUUCUGCCCCUGUGCGUCGGUGGCCAUUGGCCCUCUGUCUCCAUCAACUCUGAUCUGGAGGAUCUCGAAUUCCAGGGGUCCCCAUCCACAGAAGGGGAGCCAGUUGGAGCCCCAGAAGCACCCUCCCAGGCCAGAAGUCACAAGCCAGAAGGGGGACCUCAGCUGGACGGAGCGAAUGAAUCCAAGGAGCUGAUCAUCCAAGAGCUGGUGGCCCUUCUCCAAAAAGUGGAUGGCCAGUUGGGAGAGCAGAUCAAGCGGCACCCCAGUUUUAAGAAAUUUUUCUACAAGCCCUCAGUCUCUUCCCUCAGAAAGCUGGCAGCCACGCUGCGCAGCCAAGGAGCCCACGCCACCGAGCCCCAGAGAACCUACCCAUUCGUCUUUGGCUUGGGACACCAAUGUGCUGGCAACAAUUACCACACCGUCCUCAGUCUCACAGGCCUACACUACAGGAGACCCAGUUAUGGCCAGUCCCCGUUCGAGGAGGCCCAGCAGAACAUCACAAGUUCUCAGAUCCAGAGUCCAGAUUGAAAGCUGUGCUUUGCACUCAAGUUCCCUUGAACUAUGCAAACAUUGAUAGCUUCAGCCAGGAAACCCUGAAUAUGCUCCGUGUUCUCCCAAUCCAGUGCUUCACAGACAUGACUGAAGACAAGAGUGGACAGCCAUUCGGUGUCCAUGCACCAUCGUGGGCUCACUGAGAUGGAGAAUGAACAAGGUGUUCUACAAAACUGGAGGCAAAGGCCAUGGGGGGAAAUGCACUGGACUGGGAAUUAGGAGACCAGGACUCCACCUGCUGACCUACCUCCGAACUUGGCUCCAAAAUCCUGUACGAGUCCCACGUCCCCUCUCCUCUCCAGAUCUUGGAUUCUGGGCUGGAUUAGUGACCCAUCUGGUUGUAUGAUGCUAAAAUAUCUCUAAAGAGAGAUAGCAAGUGCUUUCACUUUUUGCCUAAAUAUACCCACCCCACGUAGUUGGAGGCAAUCUUUAAGUACUGACUAAAUGAAUGAAUGAAUGGAAUGCCUGAGAUCCAGGCAAUUCUGCUAGGCAUUCUCUGGGAGGCCUUGGUCCUCAACUAGAGUUGUGAGACCAGUGGUUUUCCUCUGAAUUGGUAGUUAGCAAAUGGGGGAGUUACCUCAGUAGGCAUUGGUCUGGAGAAAGGCCUCUGCAUUCUGGGGUCAACCCGAGGGCCCAUUGCUGACUUAUGUACCCUUGUUUGUUUUAUCGGGUGUUUUCUUGGUUCACCAGGGCUAAAAAUAUGCCCAUGUCAUGUAGAAGAGCUGCUGAUACUUUUUUCAGAUGUUAGUUUUUAAAAUAAGUCUCUUGCUUCCCUGAUAGCUCAGUUGGUAAAGAAUCUGCCUGCAA
Messenger RNA from Odocoileus virginianus texanus, 2857 nucleotides. RefSeq names its product BCL2 interacting protein 5 (gene BNIP5). The record is from RefSeq and is a predicted model, not a curated record. NCBI's taxonomy places the organism in Eukaryota, Metazoa, Chordata, Mammalia, Artiodactyla, Cervidae.